Messenger RNA from Hevea brasiliensis (rubber tree), 837 nucleotides. RefSeq lists its product as uncharacterized. The transcript is spliced from 4 exons. NCBI's taxonomy places the organism in Eukaryota, Viridiplantae, Streptophyta, Magnoliopsida, Malpighiales, Euphorbiaceae. The coding region runs from base 39 to 683 and encodes 214 amino acids. The record is from RefSeq and is a predicted model, not a curated record.
GAUCUUAGUCCAACUUGAUUUCAGAUCCAUAAAGGAAAAUGGGAGGGCGGACCUCUAGCGGCAGCAGCGGUGAGGAGGAUGACGCGAAUUGGAAAGCGGCUAUCGAGUCAGUAGCUGCCACUACCACUUUUGGCAGUAAAGUUUUUGGGAAUACAUCGAAUGGCUCAACAUCCCAUUCCACCUCUAAUAGAGAUGUUGAAGAGCAGCAAACCCAGAAUUCCCAAAAGCUCAAGCACUACCAACUAAAGGCACAAAAGCUUUUGGAUGACAUCUUAGAAAAGACCUUAUUAAUGGUGAGUGAGCCCAUUCAUGUCCCUGAUAAUCCCAUUGUAGAUGAAGGUGGAGUACGGCUAUUUAAACAUUCUCCUGCUGGGAUUAUAUUUGAUCAUACAGAUGAAAUUCAAGGGCCCAGAAAGCGACCAAGAAUUCUUCCUGCAUAUGACGUUGAUGAGAAAUCAAAGAAGUUUAGACGGCAAAUCAAAUCUGUUACUGUGAAUGGGGUAGACAUAAUUGCUGCAGCAAGAGAGGAAGGCCAAAAAGCAUUAGCUAGAUUCGAAGCCAAAGAAGCAGCAACAAAAGCCAAAGCCAAAAAGGAGGAGGAAAGAGUUGCAGAAUUGAAAAGAAUUAGGGGGGAGAGAUGGCUACCUUCCAUUGCGAAGGAAAUUCAGUUAACUUUUCAAUGACUAGCAAUUUCUGCACUUGGAUAGUUUUUAUUGAGCAGACUCCAUUUGCUUUUCCAAAUUUUCACUUUCACCCUUCAGAUUGCUUGUAUUCUUAGGAUUCAUGCAAUUCCCUGUCUUCUCUGAUUGUUUCAAUAAGAGAUAUUUAUUUCAGUCA